AUGGCGAAGGCACGCCCGCGAAUCUCGGGGCUGUAUAUCUACCCAAUAAAGUCGUGCGGGGGUAUCGCAGUUGACUCAGCUGCAGUAACUGCGACAGGCCUGCAGUGGGACCGGCAAUGGAUGGUGGUGGGUGCUCCCCCCUCUUCCUCCGCUUCCUCCACCUCCUCCCAUUCCGCUUCCGCAUCCGCGUCCUCUCCCCCUCUGCGCUUCAUCACGCAGCGCCAGUGCGCGCGCAUGGCGCUCAUCCGCACCUCGCUUCCGCCUGAGGCGCUGCUUCCGCCACACACAUGGGCGCACACUCUGCCCCCUGACGCGUGCCUCUCCAUAACGGCCCCUGAUCACCCGCCCCUGCACGUCCCCCUCGCCCUCUCCUGGUACCACCAGGCGAGGGGGGCGGAGAGCACACGAGCAGAGGGGGGAGCAGCCAGCGGGGGAGGAACGGGGGGGGGAGGAGGCGGAGGGGGUGGAGGUGACGGGGGAGGAGAGUGGGAGAGUGGGGGGAGGGGGGUGGCGGUGACGGUGUGGGGGUGGACGGGGAGCGCGUUGGAUGCAGGGGAGGAUGCAGCGCACUGGUUCUCCUCCGUCAUGGGCAGACCCGUGCGCCUCGUUCGCUUCGACACCGCCCAUGUGGUGCGGGCUACCAACGCUGACUUUGCAGACGGCUUCCAGACGUCCUUUGCGGAUGGCUACCCCAUGCUGCUCCUCUCCCAGCCGUCGCUCUCAUCGCUCAACGCCCGCCUCUCCGAUUCUAUUCCCAUGAACCGAUUUCGACCCAACAUCGUGGUGGAGGGGUGUGAGCCCUUUGACGAGGACACGCGGCGCAGCUUCUCAGUAGCACGCAGCAGCAACGCAGCAGCCAAGGAGGAUGACCGUGGGUCUGGGUCUGGGUGUGAAAGCUCUGGUGCUGCCUCGGCUGGUGUGUUUCGCGGAGUGAAGCCGUGCUCGAGAUGCAAGAUCACUACAAUCGACCAGCUCACAGCUGAAUCCGGCAAGGAACCUCUUCAGACCCUCCUGAAGCCAUGGAAUCCGUGCGUCGCUGCUGCAUCACGCAGGUCGCACUCCUUUUGGGACGACGAUGACGACGUGCCAGCGCAUCGCACGGGCGCCUACGACGUCGAAUCCGCGCAUCUCGCAAGAUCCGCCGGACCUGACGGACGGUCAGGAUUAGCCGACAGCCGCGAUGGCGAGCUCGACUCCCUCAUGCCCGCAGCGGGCUCCCGCUCCGCGCACCUCGGCGCAGCACGCGCGGAAAACGGCUUGCGCGGGGACGACUAUCUGCACGGCGCGGGCGGGCGCGGUGGAGGCGCGGGUCAUGGCGGGAGAGAAGCGGAGAAGCGGCUGCGCGAGCGCGAGAUGGAGCGCGCGUACCGCGGAUGGCCGUCAUGCUGGCAGAUCUGGGGCGAAAUCCUAGACCAGAUGGAGCUCGGCGCGCCUCUCUCCGCCACAAAUCUGCUCAGCUUCGCGCGAUUCCUCUUCUCUCUCGCGUUCCUCGGCCGCCGCAGCACCCUGCAGCUCGCAGCCGCCGCCGUUGCAAUCACCUUCACUAACGUCACAGGAUUCUCGCUCCUCAUCGGCCUCGCCUCCGGGAUAGAGCCCCUAUGCGCGCAGGCGCACGGCGCGCAGCAGCCAAAAGCCAUGGGGUUGCUGCUGCGCCGCUCGUCCCUCCUCCUCACGCUCGCGUCGAUCCCCAUAGCGAUCAUCUGGUUCAACUCCCAGAAACUGCUCCUCGCAGCGGGACAAGACGCCCCGUUAGUCUCUGAAGCCACGACCUUUAUCCUCUGGCUUCUCCCCGACCUCUUUCUGUCCGCGCUAGUCAUCCCGCUGCGGAUUUUCCUUCGCGCGCAGGGUAUAGUUCGUCCUGUGCUGGUCGGCGCCGCGCUGUCGCUCGCAGUGCACGUGCUGGCGACGGCGCUGCUGGUCGCAGGGCCUGUGAGGCUGGGCUGUGCUGGUGCCGCUGCUGCUGCAUCGAUCUCCGAUCUCUUCCUCUGGCUGCUGCUGCUCUUCUAUCUGCAUUGCUUCACUGAUGUACCCCGGAGGUGCGGCCUCCUCGUCCCCCUCUCCUUCUCCUCUUCGCCUCUCACCUCAGCAGCCGCGGCAGCAGAAUCAGGGGUCGGUUCCCCCCGGUCCCCCCAUUCCCCCCGGUCCCCCCGCCCUCUUACCUCCCCCACCUCCCCCGCCUCCCCUCUCUCCCCCACGCGCCAUCUCUCCGCGCGCCCCUCCUCCCUGGCGCAAUGGGGCCCGCUUAUCCGCAUGUCCCUCCCCGCCUGCGCCACCAUCUGCCUCGAGUGGUGGUGCUACGAGCUCUGCAUGCUCCUCUCAGGCCUCCUCCCAGACGCCACGACAUCAGUUGCCGCCCUUGCCAUCCUCUUCAACCUAGAUUCGAUUCUCUACUCUCUCACUGCCGGCCUGGCUGCCGCAGCAGGCACCAGAGCAGGGAACCUCCUAGGCUCGGCAUUCCCGAUCCUGGCGCGGAACGCGGCACUAGUUGCCCUGGGCUGUUCUUUAAUGCUGGGUAUUACCCAGCUAGCUGUUCUCUGGGCGGCUAGGGAGGCGUUAGGCCACAUGUUCACCUCAGAUGCGGCUGUGCUUGAAGCUGUCACUGCGCUGCUGCCGAUUCUAGGGCUUCUUGAGAUCUAG
Closterium sp. Naga37s-1 is the source of this 2637-nucleotide messenger RNA. NCBI's taxonomy places the organism in Eukaryota, Viridiplantae, Streptophyta, Zygnematophyceae, Desmidiales, Closteriaceae. The record is from the annotation of a GenBank genome assembly.